This is a messenger RNA of Xenopus laevis (African clawed frog), 2474 nucleotides long. It is a transcript of the gene fam131a.L, whose product is annotated as family with sequence similarity 131 member A L homeolog. The transcript is spliced from 6 exons. Lineage: Eukaryota; Metazoa; Chordata; Amphibia; Anura; Pipidae. Bases 614 to 1642 code for a protein of 342 amino acids. The record is from RefSeq and is a predicted model, not a curated record.
UGCCCCGCCCACUUCUCCUCUCACUUAUCGCUCCUUCUCUCGCUCUCUAUCUCCUUCUCUCUCGCUUUCCUGCCCCUCCUCCGGUACAAUAAGGCAGAAGUAGCAGCAGCAGUAGCAGUAGCAGUAGCAGCAGCAGUAGCAGUAGCAGUAGCAGCAGCAGCGGUGGCAGUGUCGGCAGGGUGUUGCUGAAGCUGCUGUAGUCAGGAAGGAGGGGGUGACGUCACGGUCUCUCCGCUCAACAGCAGCUGCAGCUCUGGGGAAGAAACGCGAGGAGGGAUAAGGGAGCGGAGCCGCAACACUUAGCUCCUCCGCUAACAUUUACGCCAUAGUCAUUAUUUAGCAUUGCUUUGCCUCAUGCACAGAGAAGCCCCCUAAUACUCUGCAGCAGCCCCUUCCUACUCAUUCGAACCCCGAAGAGCUGCAGCCGCUUUCCUCAGCCCCUCACCGCCUGCAGGAAUAGAGCCGACUUACACUCGGGAAGCAACUGAGCAGCACCUCAUACAACACUCCGCCUGCCGACCUCCUUCUCCCCGACCCCGGGCCCGCCAGCGCCUCUGUGGACUCUCACCUGCGCCAAUCGAGAUCAUGUGCGUCCGGACUGGGCACCGUUAAUAUGGGCUGUAUCGGGAGCAGCGGGACCGCUGAGAGGAGGAGAUUUGUGCAGAGUACUCCUUUAUUGGAAGCUCUACAUGUGGAGUGGAAUGAGGGAAGGUGUACUGCUGCACUUUUCCAUCAGAAAAGUUCAUCCUUUGUUCGAAGGUUUAAUCUGCGGGUCCCCACGGACAGCCAGGAGUUCCUGGAGGUGACACAUACCUUCCCUCACUAUGAAAUGUUACAUGUUGAAGAUACAGGUGAGAUGUUACCCAAGUCUCGAAGAGCACUCACCAUUCAUGAGAUUACAGCCUUGGCACGGUCCUCUCUGCACGGAAUCUCACAGGUGGUGAAGGAUCAUGUGACUAAGCCCACUGCUAUGGCUCAGGGACGUGUCGCACACCUGAUUGAGUGGAAGGGUUGGAGCAAACCCAGCGACUCUCCAGCUGCUCUGGAGACUCAUUUCAACUCCUAUUCCCAUCUAAGUGAGGGAGAGCAGGAAGCCAGAUUUGCUGCAGGUGUAGCUGAGCAGUUUGCAAUAGCAGAGGCGAAGCUCCGUGCCUGGUCAUCAAUUGAUGGGGACGAUUCAACAGAUGAUUCCUAUGAUGAAGACCUUCCUCCUCCUUGUGACCAUUCCCAGCCAUCAGAUUUCCUGACCCCUGUACAGAAGGAUCUGCUGCCCUCACAUGUCUGCUGUUGUGACAGUGACUCCUCCCGCACUCUGUCCCCUGAGACUUUGUGUUCCAGUCUGUGCAGCCUGGAUGAGGAGCAGCUUCUCUUGGGAUCUCCAGCUCAGUUAGUGGAGGAGCCUUUGCUGACCAAGCCUCAGUCAGUUAUAGGCCCUUACACUUGUCUCCAAGAUGUGGAGUGUGAAGACUCUUCAUAUUCUAUGUCAUUCUCUGAGUCUUGUUUAAGUCCCAGUGAGGAUGAGCUGAUUUCCUUCCCAGCAAUGAGCCAUGGAUCCGGGGUACUCAACUUGCGCAGAAAGGGGUCAGACGUAAUGUCUUCGGGGGUUGUUUCCCUGGAAGAAGAGGAAGAUGACCAACCUUGAUCAGUACUCAAAUUGCCACUGUAACUCCUCCCAAUUUUUCUUCCUCUUUUUGCCUUUUUUCCAUCCAUUAAUAUUUUUCAUAUAUGUUCCUUGACUCUUACAUUUUUCAACAAAUUAUAGGGAAUUAUCUUGAAUAACAGACCCACUUCUUAGCUUUUCUUUUUCAUUCCAGUUUUUAUCAUUUCAAAUAUGCCACUUUCUCUUCUUUACCUCUGCCUGCUUUGAUCUAACCUAUAUCUUACACUAUUUUUCUCUUCACUUGAGAGCUGUCCUCUUGUUCCGUUCCUCCCUUUCUACCUUUACUAUGCUCUUCUCAUUUCUUUUCCCAUCAACCCUAUAUUUGAUUGUUUUCAAUUUUGCAAGCCUUUGGUCUGUUUGCAUGAUUUUGCCAUGUGUCACGUAACUGCCUAGGUGGUGGGGUGGGUGGGGCCUCUCAGUUGUUCUGUGCAUGUCUUGCACCGCACAUGAUUCUUCUCCAAGUCCCUGACUUAUGCGCCAGUGUCCAGGAUCCUGGCUGGGGUCAGUGGCAGCAUGGCUUGUUCCUGUCACCCCCUUGGUUCUAUAUAUGACUCUUCAGUUCCCUCAUCUGCACCACAACAAAUUCCAGCUGCGAAAAAACAGGAGACACAGGGUUUUUUUGUGGAUUCUGCAGCCUCAGGAUUGUCACUGGAUUGCCACUGUGAAGUUUCAGUGACACUGUGGAGACCCUACUCCCCACAAGCUGUGGGGUCGCAUGCGGUGUGUGGAAUCCCUUCUUUUCUAUCGUUUUGUACGUGUCUAUUUGCUGCUCUUGAAAGGUCUCGUGCGGUAACAUCAACCGUUUGUAAUUCAA